AUAACAAACUAUUUUCCUAUUUCCUUCAAAGAAAUCACGAAGAUGAAAUUCCUGACUGUAUUCGCUCUCCUGGUGGCGGCCGUGGCUGCUGACUACAGCCACUGGUCUCUGCAUGAGCUCUCCGAGGCCAUCCAGAACCCUAACACUGACCCCGCUCUGCUGCCCGCCUUGGAGGAUGCCCUCAACCAAAUGAUGGACCAAAUCUUCGCUGAGAAACCCGUGGUACCUGCUGACGCCAACGCCCCCGUUGACCUGACUGGAUGGACCCUCCACGACCUGGUUGCCGCUAUGGAGAACCCUGAGACCGACCCCGCUCUCAUGCCCUACCUCGAGCACGCCCUCAACGAAAUGAUGGAUGCUAUCUACGCUGGUAUCCCCGUGGAAGCCGUCGGUGUUCCCCCCGUAUCCAUGGAAGUCUCCCACUGGACUCUUCCUGAGCUUUCUGAAGCCCUCCAGAGCCCUGAGACCGACCCUGCUAUGAUCCCCUACUUGGAACAUGCUCUUAACCAGAUGAUGGAUGCUCUUUACGCUGGACACCAGUUGGAAUCUAUUGCCAUCGUCGCCCCUGCCGGUCUGGCCCCUGCCAAGCCCGAGAUCGUCAACCCCGUGCCCGUUCCCAUGCCUGUGGUACAGCCUGCAGAACCCGCACCCAUUGAGACCCCCGUCCUCCCCGAAGCUGCCCCCGUACCUUCCAGCCCCCUUGUCCAGAUCAUCGUCAACAUCAACCAGCAAUAAAUUAAUAUCGGAAUUAUUUGAAUAGAUGACUUUCUAUACAAAUAAAUGAAGCUAUUAUUGUUCAUAUGUGGUCUGUUUUGUUAUUGAGAUAUAUUUAUUAAAAGUCAAAGUCAAAGUAAUAUAAUCCUAUUGAAGAA
Messenger RNA from Spodoptera litura, 872 nucleotides. RefSeq lists its product as uncharacterized. NCBI's taxonomy places the organism in Eukaryota, Metazoa, Arthropoda, Insecta, Lepidoptera, Noctuidae. The record is from RefSeq and is a predicted model, not a curated record.